AUGAGACUUCUUAUCACCCUUCAGGUUCUUUCAUCCGUGAUCGCGGCAUUUGCAGCUCCCAUUCAUGUUCAGACAAUUGAUGAUACAUUUGUCACUCUGCCUCCAAACCCUAUGAUCAAACUGCCGGCACCGGGUUUUGCUUUCAAGCUUUAUAUGUCUGUUUAUGAGUUGAAACCCGAUGAACUUGGACUUAUCUCACUUGCUUCAGAAACGGAGUCAGCGGAAUCAAGUUUGGAGCUACGAAUGUAG
Messenger RNA from Botrytis sinoallii, 249 nucleotides. RefSeq lists its product as uncharacterized. The record is from RefSeq and is a predicted model, not a curated record. Bases 1 to 249 code for a protein of 82 amino acids. The transcript has a single exon. NCBI's taxonomy places the organism in Eukaryota, Fungi, Ascomycota, Leotiomycetes, Helotiales, Sclerotiniaceae.